Messenger RNA from Lutzomyia longipalpis, 1523 nucleotides. Its product is annotated as zinc finger protein 57-like. The record is from RefSeq and is a predicted model, not a curated record. Gene Ontology annotation, molecular function: DNA-binding transcription factor activity; histone deacetylase binding; RNA polymerase II cis-regulatory region sequence-specific DNA binding. Gene Ontology annotation, cellular component: cytoplasm; nucleus. Gene Ontology annotation, biological process: regulation of transcription by RNA polymerase II; cell fate commitment. Lineage: Eukaryota; Metazoa; Arthropoda; Insecta; Diptera; Psychodidae. The transcript has a single exon. The coding region runs from base 82 to 1398 and encodes 438 amino acids.
GGAAGUUCGAAAUUUUCGAAAACAAUGUUUUGUUGAUUUCGCACCUCUCGCACAUUUCGUAGUGAAAAAAACUUGCUGAAAAUGUCUCUAAAAUCCGAUACUAAAUCGAUUUCUAAGGAUACUAAACAGGAGGAGACAAUGCAGUAUAGCCAAUUGUGUUGGAUUUGUUUAGCAAAAGUUGAGAGAAACUUUAAAAAUAUGACGGAAACUUGCUACAACGACAUCCCCUACUUAACAAUUUAUUGCGAGACUGUUGGCAAGAAGAUUAUUCCUUCGGAAAAGUACUCACCACGAAUUUGUUCAUCAUGCGAGAUAGAGAUGCUCGAAGCCUACCAAUUUCGCUUAAAGUGUUUGAUUGCUGGUGCAAAAAUUAGUAAAUUGAUUGAACCAGAAAAAUCUACGACUGAUGGGGCGACUCAGCAGAAUCCCCCAAUGGAUAAGGGGAACAUUACUACCCCUAUCGCUACAGAAGCCGUUGCAGGAAGUUUAUCAGAUGGUGUGGAGAAGAUUAAAACAGAGAAAGAUAUCAAGUCUAAAGAACGCCGAAAAAAGUUCCGCUGUAAAGUGUGUCGGGUGAUUCAUGAGAAGUUUGAGCAAUUUUGCCGUCACAAAUGCAUGUCGUAUGAACCCCAAAUCAUCAAGGAAAUCAAGUUAAUGACCCCAAUUUACUAUAAAGUACCUGCAGUACCACAGAUAAAUCGAAGACCUAAGAAUCCUGCGGUUGUGGAUGCAAAGACAAAGCAGGAAAAACAAAAGGCAGCAUUCACAUGCGAGAGAUGUGGGAAAACUUUGACCAAUCGUCAAGGAUUCCUCAUGCACAUGGACAAGCACAACAACACAGCACGAUACAAGUGUGAUCAGUGCGAUCAAAAGUUCAUUCACUGGCUAUCGCGGCGUACCCACAUCUACAGAGUUCACCUGAAGAAGCCAUACUGUACAUGCCAACACUGCGGCAAGAGUUUCUAUCAAAUCAAGGAUAUGCGAACCCACAUUCUUGAAUUCCAUACAGCUGAACACAAAGGGUAUCAAUGUGAGAUAUGCGGCAAGAAUUUCCGAACUAGGUCAUCCUUUAAUGAUCACAAGAAUGUCCACAAAAGUGGGGUUGAAUGCAAAGUAUGCGGGAAGAUGCUCAAAACGAAAAAGACAUACUUUAAGCACUUGGAAGGACACACCGGAGCACGUCAUUAUGCGUGUUCUGUGUGCGACAGGACGUACACCUGCAAUAACCUUUUGAAGAGACAUAUGAAGCACAAGCAUCCAGAUAAAAUUCACCUCCUUCCUCCAUCAGGAACCAUCGUCAAUAAGGCAUACUUGAAGAAGAAAGGACUGCAACAUCCCAUACCUCAUCCGCAGCAGUCUACGUCACAAAGUAGUUUAUCAUUAAAACUAACUAAAUAAACCAUUUCAGAUAGAUGAAUAAAAAAUUAUAAUAAUAGUUAAAUAGAGAUCUCCUAUUUGUUCAUACUACAUUCAUGAUCGGAAAAUCUUCGCUUUUAUUAAAUAAAAAAAAAGAUUUUAAAAAA